AUUUAGCCAAGGCGGCGGACCCGCGGUAUUUUUUUGUUAUUUUACGGUUUUUCUUCUUCUCUUCUCCGCCUUUCCAACUGGGUCUCGAUCGGUGUCCUUCCCGUCCCCUUCCGCCUCUUCACUUGGAAUCGAAUGCCUUUGCUCUCUCUCCUUCACCUUUCGAGAAUUAUACAAAAGGGAGAUUCUCUAUUGAUCUGGAUUCCUGCGAGAAAAGAGAAUUCUUUGGAUUUGCUUCGGGAAACGAGGGUUUUCUGGAAGAGAUCGACUAAUACUUUGGUUCAAGAGGGCGAGGAGCAAUGUACGACGCGAUCAUGGACCCUGAGAUGAUGAGGCUCGCCCAGGAGCAGAUGAGUCGGAUUCCUCCCGAAGAGCUUGCCAGGAUGCAACAACAGAUGAUGUCCAAUCCAGAGCUUUUGAGAUUAGCAACAGAAAGUAUGAAGAAUUUGAAGCUUGAAGAUAUGAGAUGUGCUGCAGAACAGCUAAAACAUUCUAGAACUGAGGAUAUGGUUGAGGUUAGCAAGAAAAUGGCUAAGGCUACACCUGAAGAAAUUGCAGCCAUAAAGGCUCGUGCAGAUGCUCAAAUCUCAUAUGAACUCAAUGCAGCAAAGAUGCUGAAGCAACAGGGGAAUGAGCUUCAUAGCAAUGGGCAGUAUCAUGAUGCAGCUAAAAAGUACUUGCUCGCAAAAAACAACUUAAAUGGAAUCCCAUCGUCCCAUGGUGGAACUCUCCAGUUGCAAUGUUCUCUCAAUGUAAUGUCAUGUUACCUGAAAACAAGGCGGUUUGAGGACUGCAUCAAGGAAGGGUCAGAGGUUUUGGCAUAUGACUCAAAGAAUGUAAAAGCUCUUUAUCGCAGAGGUCUAGCAUUUAAGGAACUCGGAAAGUUAGAAGCUGCUGUCUCUGAUUUGAAGGAGGCUCAUGCAAUUUCCCCUGAAGAUGAAACUAUAGCUGAUGUCCUAAGAGAUGCCAUUGAAAAACUGAUAAAGGAAGGUGGAGAUGGUAAUGUAUCACAGGGUUUGGUUAUUGAAGAGAUAGUGGAAAAAGAGAGCCCACCCAUGCCAUCAGAUAGUCAUGGAAGUGCAUUGGAGUAUUCUAUGACCCAGCCAGUUGAAGCUGGGGAGAGUUCUGAGAAAAUGAAUGGGACUUAUCCUGGUUUCCCUGCUGAUUCUGAGUUGUUACAAAGCUUCAAAGAUGGUCCUGAAACAACCAGGUUAUUCCACAAUUAUGCCUCGAAUGUUGACCCUGAAACUCUGCCAUCUCUUGGUGUGCGAGGAAUGUCACCUGACAUGGUUAAAACAGCCACAGAAAUGAUGAGCAGUAUGAAGCCAGAAGAGCUUCAGAGUGUCCAAGUAGCAUCUUCCUUGAGUAGACAAGGCCCAGAUGGUGCAAGAUUAGGUUCACAAUUUCCAGAAAUGACACCUGAAAUGGUUAAGAUGGCAUCAGAUACCAUUAAGAAAAUGUCUCCUGGGGAGCUUCAGAAGAUGCUCAAAGCUGCUGCUUCUUUGAAUGUAAAUGGUGCACCUUUUUCAACAGCAACAAGAGAAGGUCAUGCCCAAAGAUCAGAGAGUGACUCUGAAUCAUCAGUUGCUGCAGGUAGUUACUCUAUGGGGAACGACCGUGUGGGUGGCAAUUCUUCUAAUGAGCUUCUCAAUUCAAGAACAGGUCAAUCAUCUUCUAGCAUCCCAACUUCAACAGCUGAUUUGCAGGAAAGCAUAAGAAAUUCAUUGAAAGAUCCAGCAAUGCGGCAGAUGUUUGCUUCUAUGAUGAAGAACAUGAGCCCAGAAAUGAUGGCAAAUAUGAGUGAACAAUUUGGGAUGAAGCUAUCAAAGGAAGAGGCAGCAAAAGCUCAACAGGCCAUGUCAUCAUUAUCACCAGAGGACUUGGAUAGGAUGAUGCAGUGGGCAGAAUGGGCCCAGUGGGGAAUUGAAGCUGUGAAGAAGACAAAGAAUUGGCUUGUUGGAAGGCCUGGCAUGAUCCUUGCGUUUGUUAUGCUUAUACUGGCUUUCAUAUUUCAUCAGCUCGGGUUCAUUGGGGGAUAACCGCCAAAUUUUUUCAGUCAUCGACAAGUUCGAUAUCCUUGAAACAAUGUGAGGUUGCGUUUGUAACAACAGUUGCUGGGUGUCUAU
This is a messenger RNA of Elaeis guineensis (African oil palm), 2123 nucleotides long. Its product is annotated as outer envelope protein 61-like. NCBI's taxonomy places the organism in Eukaryota, Viridiplantae, Streptophyta, Magnoliopsida, Arecales, Arecaceae. Gene Ontology annotation, molecular function: protein binding. The record is from RefSeq and is a predicted model, not a curated record.